Messenger RNA from Centruroides sculpturatus (bark scorpion), 829 nucleotides. Its product is annotated as glutathione S-transferase 1-like. Bases 120 to 737 code for a protein of 205 amino acids. NCBI's taxonomy places the organism in Eukaryota, Metazoa, Arthropoda, Arachnida, Scorpiones, Buthidae. The record is from RefSeq and is a predicted model, not a curated record. Gene Ontology annotation, biological process: glutathione metabolic process. Gene Ontology annotation, molecular function: glutathione transferase activity. The transcript has 6 exons.
GGGAGGCGUUUCGGAAAACGUCACCGUUUGGAGCCGCCAUUGGCGGGCGCGGGUUAUAUGGAGGGGUUUUUAGUCGACGGCGCGCAUUCGUUCCCCGGGACCUUUGGCGGACGGAGCAGAUGGCCCGAUACAAGAUCGUGGACUACACCUUUCCGACGGCGGCCGAGUUGGCCCGAGUCAUCCUGACCCACAAGGGAAUCGAAUUCGAAGACGUCCGCCUGGACGGGGCCCGAGUCGGAGAGGCCCUGGCGGCCUCUCCCUUCCGGACGCUGCCCGUUCUGGAGGUGGACGGAGAAGCGGUGGCGCAGAAUCACUCCAUCUGCCGCUUUCUGGCCGCCGAACACGGUCUUUCCGGGAAGAGCGGCCGGGACGCGGCCAAGUGCGACCUGGUCAUGGACGCUCUGUGGGACAUGUUCGCUCGCAUGAGAAGACCGGAAGUGGAGAGCAUGACCCGAGAACAACGCCUGGCAGAGCUGUCGACCGUCAUCGAAGAAGACGCUCCCGCCUACCUGGACGGACUGGAAGCGCUGCUGAAGAAGAGCGGAACCGGAUAUUUCGUCACCGACCAGGUGACCUGGUGCGACUUGGGAGCGGCCCUGGCCCUGACGGCUCUGGAGCACCGUCGACCCGGAUGUCUGGACAAAUACUCCGAACUGCAGAAUCUGGUGGCCAGAGUGGUGGAACUUCCGGCCGUCGGCCAGUUCCUCCUGUCUCGGGCCCAGUCCGACGGCCUGUGAGGCCCUUUCGCCUUUUCCUCGGUUCCUAGCUUCCGCCUCCGGCUCCGCGUUUUCUGUACGCUUUUUGCCAUUGUCCAUUAAACUUUCGUUUA